AUUAAAAAGAAAAAAAAAAAGAGAAAAAAAUAGCUUCCUUUCUGCGGCAUGUCUUAAAUAUUUCGACGCCUUAGGGUCCGAUCUCGAACGAUAUCUGAAUAUGUCUCCUCUAUGCUUUCAUCUUUAUUAUCCAUAACAUGUUUAUCUCCCUCUUUCUCUCUCUCUCACUCUCUCAUCAGUCCCUCUAUCCAAAGUAUUUCUUGUUUCUUUUCUCUUAAUACUGGUUCGCCAUUAAUUUGGAGUGUUCAAGUAGUCGUCCUAUGCUUGAUUUCCCAUUCUAUAGAUGGAAACCGAUCCAACCGAGAACCCAUCUGAUUAUCAACGAUUCGAAGCUGCAGACGCUAAAAGGAAAAGGAAACAGGAAAUCGACAAGAAGUCUCGUGAAAAGAAAAAGAAAAAGCUGGAAAACAAUGAGGCGCAGUUGAAAACUCUUCAAGAUGAGUGCAACUACUACAAAGGACAAUUAGAUCUUUGUAAGAAGUCAAUGAUGAAACCUUUAUUGGAUGAAGCAUGCCAGAUCGGAAAAUUUGUUCUGGAGCUUGGAGAAAGUAGAGGGCACACCAGAGACACUGUCGAGAAACAAACUGAUAUGGUGAAUAAGUUUUGGGAUAUAAUAAAGGAAAUUAUGCAGCCACUCCCUGGUGGAAGCGGCAGCAUAUCGGCCUCCACAGACAAGGAUGCUUACCCACCACUAGAGCUAUCUGUUGCAGCCAUUAAGUCAGAUGGAUCAGUAACGACAGAGUCAUUCAAACCGUGCCAAUCACUCCCCGAGGAGUGGACCCGGCUGGCAAUGGGGGGACAAGAGCGGCUGAUACGGGCCUUCUUUGGGCUCAGGGAGCAUUAUACGGCCACAACAGCACACCAUGCACGGGAGAUAGCAGACCGUGACCAAGAGCUGAUAAACUUGAGGGAGGAGCUUGCGAGGGCUGAGGCCAUGCAGAUAAACUUGAGGGAGGAGCUUGCGAGGGCUGAGGCCAUGCCUAAUUAUUCGACCUUUUUCGAAGAAAAAGAGCCACCAAAAUUAUAGAAGAGAGGUGCUGUCUUGGGUGCUGGCGGAGAAGGAAACUAUCAAAGUUUUCUCUACAUUUAAAGGUUGCAGCCUUUAGAUUUAAGAACUUCAGUUUAUUUAUCUAUAUAUAGUUAAGGUUUAGAGAACUCCAGGGAUCGAUUUGAGAAGCCUUAUCCACGCUAUAGGUGGUUGCGUCUUUUACCCUGUUAGUAUUGCAUCUGUCGCGUUAUUUUGGAUUUUGAUAUUAUAAUAUAUUUGGCAUAGCAAUAACCAUCGUCUAUUAAACAUUUUUGUUGAAUUUUUUUUAAUAUCAUUAAUGGUCCCUCAUGUGGGUUCUACA
Molecule: messenger RNA, 1349 nt
Organism: Populus nigra (black poplar)
Lineage: Eukaryota; Viridiplantae; Streptophyta; Magnoliopsida; Malpighiales; Salicaceae
Exons: 6
Coding region: 284-1027 (247 amino acids)
Source: RefSeq, a predicted model, not a curated record